Acyrthosiphon pisum (pea aphid) is the source of this 4580-nucleotide messenger RNA. RefSeq names its product guanylate cyclase 1 soluble subunit alpha 2 (gene Gycalpha99B). Gene Ontology annotation, biological process: cGMP biosynthetic process; response to oxygen levels. Gene Ontology annotation, cellular component: guanylate cyclase complex, soluble. The record is from RefSeq and is a predicted model, not a curated record. Lineage: Eukaryota; Metazoa; Arthropoda; Insecta; Hemiptera; Aphididae. Gene Ontology annotation, molecular function: guanylate cyclase activity; heme binding. Bases 158 to 2125 code for a protein of 655 amino acids. The transcript has 14 exons.
GCCUGCCCACCCGCGAGUUUCAAAAAACAGUGUGCUGCCGAAUGGUUCAUGUACGGUCGUACGUCCGCUGGUCUCGGUUCGAUCCGCUGUCGUGAUUGCCGCAUGGUCACUCGUAUCGCCGACGUCGUAUAGAGAUUUAAUCGUAAAAAUCGCAGAGAUGUUUUGUCCGUUCAGCUCCGGACGCCCCGGUGCAGUGGCUCCGCCGACAGCAAACGCAACGCAGACUGAACAACAACGACCUUUAAAUCUGAAGCAUCUCAGCGCAGCUGUCAGAACUCUUACUUCGCCACCGAAUGAUGUGAUUUAUUCGGCUUUCAAGUCCAUAGUCGAACAAACCGAAUGUCCGGCGUACAGUAAAAUACUGGACGAGCUACCGAAUGACUUCUCAAGCUCUGAAAUUAAGUUGUUGGAUAUAUUGUAUGAUUCUGCACAAGUCGUAUUUGGUGACGGUGCCAAAGUAAUCGAAGCCGUUGGCGCGACGCUCAUACAAGAAUGCCGCGACGACCGGCAAAUCCGAGCGCUGAAGAGUUUGGGCGGCAACCUGUACCACUUUCUGACCACGUUGGACGGCGUGCACGACGUCCUGCAAAUGGGUGACGAUAAGGAAGCCAGUUCUACUUUAACGUGCCGGCCAGGCGAUGAGCCAGGUGUAUUGGACUUGACCCUUCGGACUAGUAGACAAGAUGGAAUACGUGUGGCCCACCUGUUGACCGGCACACUGUCCGGUGUCGCAACCAGGUUCUAUGGGUCACGACCAGAUAUCCGACUUGGCACACAUCCAAGUGACCCGUCAUUGUAUAGGUACACAAUAAAGACCACGGUCGACGAUGAAGACGUUCAAGACUCUACUCCGUUUUUGUCGCAUCGAGCCAACGAUCUUAAAAUGGGUGUAACGAGCUUCUGCAAGGCUUUUCCGUGGCACUUGGUGUUGGACAAACGACUAGAGUUCGUACAAUUAGGCUCUGGGUUUAUGAAGCUUUUCGGAAAAUGCCUACAACAAUUUGGUCGAUCAAUUCACACGUAUUUCAAGAUCAGAAGACCGAAAAACGUUCGGCUCUCGUUCGACGGUAUCGUGAACAGGGCAAACUCGCCGUUCGUGUUGACGCUGUGCCUGCCCGAGCCGCUUAAUCACAAUUCAGCCGAGGGCCUGGAGUUCAAAGGUCAAAUGGUGUUGUGCAACGAGUCCGGGUCGUUACUGUACGUCGGUUCACCAUUGCUGGACGGACUGGACAGUCUGACCAGCAGAAGUCUGUUCAUUUCGGACAUACCACUGCACGACGCUACCAGAGACGUGAUAUUAAUCGGCGAGCAAGCCAGGGCUCAGGAUGGCCUUCGGAGAAGAAUGGACAAGUUGAAGAGUUCGAUCGAAGAAGCCAAUUUGGCCGUCGACAAGGAGAGAGAGAAGAACGUCAGUCUUUUGCACACAAUUUUCCCGCCAAACAUCGCCAAACGGCUCUGGCUCGGAGAGACUAUCGAAGCGAAAACGCACGACGAGGUGACCAUGCUGUUCAGCGACAUCGUCGGCUUCACGUCCAUCUGCAGCACCGCCACGCCGUUCAUGGUCGUCAACAUGUUGGAGUCCUUGUACAACAAGUUCGACGCUUACUGCGGACAUUUAGACAUAUACAAGGUAGAGACAAUUGGCGAUGCCUACUGUGUGGCUUCGGGCCUGCACAAGUUCAGUUCGAUACACGCUCAGCAAAUCGCAUGGAUGGCUCUGAAGAUGAUCGAAACGUGUAAAACUCAUCACACACAUGACGGGAAACCGAUCAGAAUGCGAAUCGGAUUGCACACCGGAUCGAUAUUGGCCGGCGUGGUCGGCGUGAAAAUGCCAAGAUAUUGCUUGUUCGGCCACAACGUGACGAUCGCCAACAAGUUCGAGUCAGGUAGCGAACCACUCCGGAUAAACGUCAGUCCGACUACUCAUCAGUUGUUGAUGAAGACCCCCGGAUUCUCGUUCGAGGAGAGGAGCCGGUCGUGUCUGCCCGUCGGGUUCCCUGAGCACAUACCGGGCACGUGCCAUUUCCUGUUGUCGUACGCGCACCCCGACAUGUCGGCCGACGGCGCGACCGACUUGGACGCUCACGUCACCGCCGGCUUGCGACAGCUCACGUUGGACAGCUGAACGAUACCGCCACAUCCACCGCCGCCUCCACCGCCGACGCAGCCAUCGCCGUCUCUUCGUAGAUGAUUACAAAAAUAUUAUUAUGAUAUUAUACACACGCGCACAGGCGGAACGACGUCGAGGCUUAUUAUAAUAUAUUGUAAUUUUUGUUUUUUUUUUUUUUGUUUUUGCCCACCCGUAGAAGUGCACUCACCACAGUAAUAAUAUUGAACAUAUUAUAUUAUAUUACGAUGAUAAUAAUGAUAAUAUGCCGAUGCGAGGGAAAACGUAAAAAAGGAAGAAAAAAAAUGUUAUAGUUUGAUUAUUAUUAUUAUAUAGCUGUAGAGUCCAGUCGUCUCAUAUAUAUAUAAUAUAUAUAUACGAUGAUAUAUGUAUACCUCCUAAUAUCCUUAUCCUGUCAUCCGGCCCGUCGGAACAAAACACCGCCGGACUUAAAAGCACUCGAUUCAUGCAUCACGAUUCCUGCACACUUCGCUCACCUAAAUUUUAAAUAAUGAUAAUAAUACAUUAUAUUAAUUAUUAUGACAUCGCCCGUCGCCGACGGUUGAAGUCGCGUGAGAUGAACACAUUAUAUACUUAUAUAUUAUUUGUACAACAGCUAAAUCAUUCUCUCGCGGCCUAAAAUAUUUAUAAUAUUAUUAUAAUAAUAUGAUCAAAAACAUAUGACGAUUAAAAUAUUAUUAUAAUGUCCAACAACGGUGACGUUAUUAUUUCUUUUGGAUUUCUUCAUUUAUCUCCAUAAUAUAAUAUAAUAUAAUACUUUAUAUUGAACGUAAUAUAAAAAAAGUCUUUCGAGCGUGGUCUCCUUUUCCGUAUUUACCGGCGGCGCAAUACCCACUACACGUCGGCGACGACAGAUAUUCAUUUUUUUUUCUUCAAUGUAUAAUAUAGAAUAAUUAUUAUUAUUAUACAAAACGGUUCUGCGAUAUAAUAAUAUAGAGAGUCGGUAAGGAAAAAAAACCAUUUUAACGAACGCCAGCGAUAAUUUUAUUCUAUAGAAUCACUUCGAAAAAUACGGCUCACGGAGACUGAUGGUAUUAAAAACCCUGUACCUAUAUCCAAACGCUUUUGUUCCACUGUACAGUGGGUGAAAAAAAUUACUGAUAUAGAAUAUUUAAGAAAAAUCGUUUAAAUAUUUCUGGAAAUUAAAGGACUAAAAAAAAAAAAAACGGGUUCUCCAGUAGAUAAUAUUCGUCUUUAACAAAAUCUCUUCGGAAAUGAAUUCUUUAAAAUAAUGUACAGGAAACGGAUAUAAUAAUAAUAAUAAUAUGAUCAAAGUAGACCAAGAACAAUUUUAAAAAUUAUUAUGCAUCUGACAUAAGAGAAGAAAAUACCUACCUUUGGCUAAUGAAAGGCGCCAAAUAAUAACUUUUGUAAAUUCAGUAUAUUCAAAAGAACUUAAUCAGAAAUUUAAAUAACAACAUUGAUAAACUUGUUUUUUUCUACCAAGAUUAUUAUACUAGUAGUUUCAUUAAAAUCAUUUUAUUUUAUUCGCUAUUUUAUCCAUGUAAUUCCUACCUAGUACUUAAUAGAACUGCUGCGCGAGAAACGAUUCCAAGACAAAUCAUUCAGUGAAAUUAGAAACCAUAAAUCUAUCAGAAAACACUGACCUAUAUAAUAUGAUUUAAAUAUAUGUGAACACGAUAAAAAAAAUACAAAGCGUUAAAAUUUCAAAAAAAAAUUUUUUUAAUUAGAUGAGAUAAUAAUAUUUAAAUUCAAGAAAAAAUUAUUACAUUGAGUAUAUGGUUGAGUAAGGAACAAUAGAUACACCGAUCGGAUGAAUUAAUCACUUUUGUACAAAGAUAUUUCCAAAAAUAAAUAUGCUUAUAUUAAGACACUUUGACUCUUGUUUCACGUCCUCUUUUUCUUUAAUCUCUUAGAAUCUUCCUAUGGUGUAAAAAAUAAUUAAUACAAACAAAAGGAAAAAAAUCUCCUGACAAAAAAAAACUAUUGUGAUCAACGUUAUUUCAUAACGAGUUUUGUGUUCCUAGUGUUUAAUGUUUCUAUCGUUUAUCGUUUUAACACGUGAAUAUAAAUAUUGUAGUUAAAUUAUUAUUAUGUAUUAAGAAUAAUAUAAUAUUAUUGUAUGUUACAACAAUAAUAAUAAUAAUAUUGAUAAUGUUUUAUUGGAUAUUAUAUUAUAUUAUUGCCAUCGCAUUAUAACACUAAACUUAGAAAUAAUAUUCUAUUGAUAAGUCUAUAUACAUACAUAUAAUAUUAUGUAUAUUAUAUAUUUUAAACGUUUGCUUUUGUCAAAAAAAACUAUUGCGUUACUUGACUAAAAAUUAUUAUUAACACUACAAUAUUAUUAUAAUAAUUUAUUAUUGUUUUUUUUUCUUUCUCUCUGUACUUACUACAACUGCUACACUGGUGUGAUAAAAUAUUAUUAUGAGAAGAGAAAUAUAUGUAAUUGCGUUUACGAUUUAGAUUGUUACGCUGACGCGUCUGUACAACA